Messenger RNA from Melampsora larici-populina 98AG31, 534 nucleotides. RefSeq lists its product as uncharacterized. The coding region runs from base 1 to 534 and encodes 177 amino acids. The transcript has 2 exons. NCBI's taxonomy places the organism in Eukaryota, Fungi, Basidiomycota, Pucciniomycetes, Pucciniales, Melampsoraceae. The record is from RefSeq and is a predicted model, not a curated record.
AUGGAGCCAAACCCCUCACACCACUCCACUGCGGCCAGACCAACCAGCCUACUCGAGCCAGAACCCUGGCUUGAUUCCCUCCUCAGAAUCAAGCAGGCGAUCGAGCUGGAAGGAUUAACCAUUGCGGAUUUUAUCAAUUUGGCAAGUCAAAAGUCGGACUGGGGGUCCACUGGGGCCCCCCGUGAGGCCACACGUAUCGAAAAAACUGUGGAUAUCUACAACUUCAUCGUGAAGAAGAAUAUGACCGUAUUGCGAUUCUUGCAUACUCUACUCAAACCCAAUCAUGUUCAACUCAGACCUUAUCGCACUGAAUGGCUCGCGAAUGAUGACGCGAAGCGAGGUCGUAUCAUCAUCCUCCUCAACAUGAUCAAAGGCAUUGUAUACACUUCUGGAAACGCGGACAACGUCUGGAAAUUAUAUAUUUACAGAGAGUUGGAGGAGCUGGAGAUAUACGCUCCGCCUCCGAGUCCUGACAACGUACCACCUCCAGGGUCUGAUGAGGAUGAAUUGCUUGCGGAUCUGUUGAGCGAGUAA